CGCGGAGCCAGCGGAGCCAGCUGAGCUCGAGCCCAGCCCGCGCCCGCGCCGCCAUGCCCCUGGCCUUCUGCGGCAGCGAGAACCACUCGGCCGCCUACCGGGUGGACCAGGGCGUCCUCAACAACGGCUGCUUUGUGGACGCGCUCAACGUGGUGCCGCACGUCUUCCUACUCUUCAUCACCUUCCCCAUCCUCUUCAUUGGAUGGGGAAGUCAGAGCUCCAAGGUGCACAUCCACCACAGCACAUGGCUUCAUUUCCCUGGGCACAACCUGCGGUGGAUCCUGACCUUCAUGCUGCUCUUCGUCCUGGUGUGUGAGAUUGCGGAGGGCAUCCUGUCUGAUGGGGUGACCGAAUCCCGCCACCUCCACCUGUACAUGCCAGCCGGGAUGGCGUUCAUGGCUGCUGUCACCUCCGUGGUCUACUAUCACAACAUCGAGACUUCCAACUUCCCCAAGCUGCUAAUUGCCCUGCUGGUGUAUUGGACCCUGGCCUUCAUCACCAAGACCAUCAAGUUUGUCAAGUUCUUGGACCACGCCAUCGGCUUCUCGCAGCUACGCUUCUGCCUCACAGGGCUGCUGGUGAUCCUUUAUGGGAUGCUGCUCCUCGUGGAGGUCAAUGUCAUCAGGGUGAGGAGAUACAUCUUCUUCAAGACACCGAGGGAGGUGAAGCCGCCCGAGGACCUGCAAGACCUGGGGGUGCGCUUCCUGCAGCCCUUCGUGAAUCUGCUGUCCAAAGGCACCUACUGGUGGAUGAACGCCUUCAUCAAGACUGCCCACAAGAAGCCCAUCGACUUGCGAGCCAUCGGGAAGCUGCCCAUUGCCAUGAGGGCCCUCACCAACUACCAACGGCUCUGCGAGGCCUUUGACGCCCAGGUGCGGAAGGAUGUUCAGGGCACUCAAGGUGCCCGGGCCAUCUGGCAGGCACUCAGCCAUGCCUUCGGGAGGCGCCUGGUCCUCAGCAGCACUUUCCGCAUCUUGGCCGAUCUGCUAGGCUUCGCUGGGCCACUGUGCAUCUUCGGGAUUGUGGACCACCUUGGGAAGGAGAACGACGUCUUCCAGCCCAAGACACAAUUUCUCGGGGUUUACUUUGUCUCAUCCCAAGAGUUCCUUGCCAAUGCCUACGUCUUAGCCGUGCUUCUGUUCCUUGCCCUCCUACUGCAAAGGACAUUUCUGCAAGCAUCCUACUAUGUGGCCAUUGAAACUGGAAUUAACUUGAGAGGAGCAAUACAGACCAAGAUUUACAAUAAAAUUAUGCACCUGUCCACCUCCAACCUGUCCAUGGGAGAAAUGACUGCUGGGCAGAUCUGUAAUCUGGUUGCCAUCGACACCAAUCAGCUCAUGUGGUUUUUCUUCUUGUGCCCAAACCUCUGGGCUAUGCCAGUACAGGCCCAACCCAAGCUGGCUGAAGAACACCCUGAUGGCCUCUGUUUGAGCACAACUAAUGAAGGACUGGACGCCAGAGAUAAGUCCAGGAGGGUGAUGCUGCAGGGCAGUCCGGGAAAGAGGAUCAUUGUGGGUGUGAUUCUCCUCUACUACAUCCUCGGAGUCAGUGCCUUAAUUGGAGCAGCUGUCAUCAUUCUACUGGCUCCUGUCCAGUACUUCGUGGCCACCAAGCUGUCUCAGGCUCAGCGGAGCACACUGGAGUAUUCCAAUGAGCGGCUGAAGCAGACCAACGAGAUGCUCCGCGGCAUCAAGCUGCUGAAGCUGUACGCCUGGGAGAACAUCUUCCGCACGCGGGUGGAGACGACCCGCAGGAAGGAGAUGACCAGCCUCAGGGCCUUUGCCAUCUAUACCUCCAUCUCAAUUUUCAUGAACACGGCCAUCCCCAUUGCAGCUGUCCUCAUAACCUUCGUGGGCCAUGUCAGCUUCUUCAAAGAGGCCGACUUCUCGCCCUCCGUGGCCUUUGCCUCCCUCUCCCUCUUCCAUAUCUUGGUCACACCGCUGUUCCUGCUGUCCAGUGUGGUCCGAUCUACCGUCAAAGCUCUAGUGAGCGUGCAAAAGCUGAGCGAGUUCCUGUCCAGUGCAGAAAUCCGUGAGGAACAGUGUGCCCCCCAUGAGCCCACACCUCAGGGCCCAGCCAGCAAGUACCAGGCGGUGGAAGAGGGGCUCCCUUCCCUACACAGCUCCCAGCCCAGUGGGUCCUCACCUCCAAACCACCCCCAGCCCCUCAAGGUGGUAAACCGCAAGCGUCCAGCCCGGGAGGAUUGUCGGGGCCUCACCAGCCCACUGCAGAGCCUGGUCCCCAGUGCAGAUGGCGAUGCUGACAACUGCUGUGUCCAGAUUGUGGGAGGCUACUUCACGUGGACCCCGGAUGGAAUCCCCACACUGUCCAACAUCACCAUUCGUAUCCCCCGAGGCCAGCUGACUAUGAUCGUGGGGCAGGUGGGCUGUGGCAAGUCCUCGCUCCUUCUAGCCGCACUGGGAGAGAUGCAGAAGGUCUCAGGGUCUGUCUUCUGGAGCAGCAUCCUUCCUGACAGCGAGACAGGAGAGGACCCCAGCCCAGAGCGGGAGACAGCGACCGACUUGGAUAUCAGGAAGAGAGGCCCCGUGGCCUAUGCUUCGCAGAAACCAUGGCUGCUAAAUGCCACUGUGGAGGAGAACAUCAUCUUUGAGAGUCCCUUCAACAAACAACGGUACAAGAUGGUCAUUGAAGCCUGCUCUCUGCAGCCAGACAUCGACAUCCUGCCCCAUGGAGACCAGACCCAGAUUGGGGAACGGGGCAUCAACCUGUCUGGUGGUCAACGCCAGCGAAUCAGUGUGGCCCGAGCCCUCUACCAGCAUGCCAAUGUCGUCUUCUUGGAUGACCCCUUCUCAGCUCUGGAUAUCCAUCUGAGUGACCACUUAAUGCAGGCCGGCAUCCUUGAGCUGCUCCGGGACGACAAGAGGACAGUGGUCCUAGUGACCCACAAGCUACAGUACCUGCCCCAUGCAGACUGGAUCAUUGCCAUGAAGGAUGGCACCAUCCAGAGGGAGGGUACCCUCAAGGACUUCCAGAGGUCUGAGUGCCAGCUCUUUGAGCACUGGAAGACCCUCAUGAACCGACAGGACCAAGAGCUGGAGAAGGAGACUGUCACAGAGAGAAAAGCCACAGAGCCACCCCAGGGCCUAUCUCGUGCCAUGUCCUCGAGGGAUGGCCUUCUGCAGGAUGAGGAAGAGGAGGAAGAGGAGGCAGCUGAGAGCGAGGAGGAUGACAACCUGUCGUCCGUGCUGCACCAGCGUGCUGAGAUCCCAUGGCGAGCCUGCGCCAAGUACCUGUCCUCCGCUGGCAUCCUGCUUCUGUCACUGCUGGUCUUCUCACAGCUGCUCAAGCACAUGGUCCUGGUGGCCAUCGACUACUGGCUGGCCAAGUGGACCGACAGCGCCCUGACCCUGACCCCUGCAGCCAGGAACUGCUCCCUCAGCCAGGAGUGCACCCUCGACCAGACUGUCUACGCCAUGGUGUUCACGGUGCUCUGCAGCCUGGGCAUUGUGCUGUGCCUCGUCACGUCUGUCACUGUGGAGUGGACAGGGCUGAAGGUGGCCAAGAGACUGCACCGCAGCCUGCUAAACCGGAUCAUCCUAGCCCCCAUGAGGUUUUUUGAGACCACGCCCCUUGGGAGCAUCCUGAACAGAUUUUCAUCCGACUGUAACACCAUCGACCAGCACAUCCCAUCCACGCUGGAGUGCCUGAGCCGCUCCACCCUGCUCUGUGUCUCAGCCCUGGCCGUCAUCUCCUAUGUCACACCUGUGUUCCUCGUGGCCCUCUUGCCCCUGGCCAUCGUGUGCUACUUCAUCCAGAAGUACUUCCGGGUGGCGUCCAGGGACCUGCAGCAGCUGGAUGACACCACCCAGCUUCCACUUCUCUCACACUUUGCCGAAACCGUGGAAGGGCUCACCACCAUCCGGGCCUUCAGGUACGAGGCCCGGUUCCAGCAGAAGCUUCUCGAAUACACAGACUCCAACAACAUUGCUUCCCUCUUCCUCACAGCUGCCAACAGAUGGCUGGAAGUCCGAAUGGAGUACAUCGGUGCAUGUGUGGUGCUCAUCGCGGCGGUGACCUCCAUCUCCAACUCCCUGCACAGGGAGCUCUCUGCUGGCCUGGUGGGCCUGGGCCUCACCUACGCCCUAAUGGUCUCCAACUACCUCAACUGGAUGGUGAGGAACCUGGCAGACAUGGAGCUCCAGCUGGGGGCUGUGAAGCGCAUCCAUGGGCUCCUGAAAACCGAGGCAGAGAGCUAUGAGGGGCUCCUGGCACCAUCGCUGAUCCCAAAGAACUGGCCAGACCAAGGGAAGAUCCAGAUCCAGAACCUGAGCGUGCGCUACGACAGCUCCCUGAAGCCAGUGCUGAAGCAUGUCAACGCCCUCAUCUCCCCUGGACAGAAGAUCGGGAUCUGCGGCCGCACAGGCAGUGGGAAGUCCUCCUUCUCUCUUGCCUUCUUCCGCAUGGUGGACACGUUCGAAGGGCACAUAAUCAUUGAUGGCAUUGACAUCGCCAAACUGCCGCUGCACACCCUGCGCUCACGCCUCUCCAUCAUCCUGCAGGACCCCGUCCUCUUCAGCGGCACCAUCCGAUUUAACCUGGACCCCGAGAGGAAGUGCUCAGAUAGCACGCUGUGGGAGGCCCUGGAAAUCGCCCAGCUGAAGCUGGUGGUGAAGGCACUGCCAGGAGGCCUUGAUGCCAUCAUCACAGAAGGCGGGGAGAAUUUCAGCCAGGGACAGAGGCAGCUGUUCUGCCUGGCUCGGGCCUUCGUGAGGAAGACCAGCAUCUUCAUCAUGGACGAGGCCACGGCUUCCAUUGACAUGGCCACGGAAAACAUCCUCCAAAAGGUGGUGAUGACAGCCUUCGCAGACCGCACUGUGGUCACCAUCGCGCAUCGAGUGCACACCAUCCUGAGUGCAGACCUGGUGAUUGUCCUGAAGCGGGGUGCCAUCCUUGAGUUUGAUAAGCCAGAGAAGCUGCUCAGCCGGAAGGACAGCGUCUUCGCCUCCUUCGUCCGUGCAGACAAGUGACCUGCCAGAGCCCAAGUGCCAUCCCACACUCGGACCCUGCCCAUACCCCUGCCUGGGUUUUCUAACUGUAAAUCACUUGUAAAUAAAUAGAUUUGAUUAUUUCCUA
Molecule: messenger RNA, 5094 nt
Organism: Pongo pygmaeus (Bornean orangutan)
Lineage: Eukaryota; Metazoa; Chordata; Mammalia; Primates; Hominidae
Gene: ABCC8
Product: ATP binding cassette subfamily C member 8
Exons: 40
Coding region: 54-4988 (1644 amino acids)
Biological process (GO): potassium ion transport; transmembrane transport
Cellular component (GO): membrane
Molecular function (GO): ATP hydrolysis activity; sulfonylurea receptor activity; ATP binding
Source: RefSeq, a predicted model, not a curated record